AUGGCAGCAAAAGCUACAACAAUAAAAGAGGCAAUAAAAAGGUGGGAGGAAAAAACUGGCCAGCAGGCUGCUACGGCUAUAGACGUUACUUUAACUUUUCAAUGGCCUCCAAUAGAGAAAAUGGAUAAUACUUUGUCUUGUCUUACUAAUUGCGAGAAAUUAAGUUUAUCAACGAAUAUGAUUGAGAAGGCAUCUGGUUUAAACAGUCUGAAGAAGCUUCGUAUUUUAUCUUUAGGUCGAAAUUAUAUCAAGUCGUUUUCUGGGAUGGAAGCAGUCGGUGAUACUCUAGAAGAACUAUGGAUCUCUUAUAAUUUAAUUGAAAAACUUAAAGGUAUUAAUGUGCUGAGAAAUUUGAAAGUCUUGUACAUGAGCAACAAUUUGGUGAAAGAAUGGAGUGAAUUUAACAAAUUACAGGAGCUUCCCCAUCUCGAGGACCUUUUAUUUGUUGGUAACCCGUUAUACGACGGCUGUGAACUGGAACAAUGGCGCGCGGAAGCUGCAAGACGACUGCCAAAUUUAAAGAAAUUAGAUGGAGAAACAGUCUUGAGAGAAGAUGACCCACCGUUGACAGUUGCUGAUAUGCAGCCUGACAGUGGAGAUGCGGUAGAAACUUUAGUCAGCGCUGAAACUAAUGAUUAAUAAUUUUAACGUGGAAUAAGUGAUGCUUAAUGAAUACUGGUGCUGCCCUCUGCAAUGGUUGUCUGUGAUAGCGAAUUUAGAAGCGCUUCGCCUUAACGAGGAAGACAAAUCACUGGCGCCACCUGGAAAGCGUUAGUUCCAAGAAUA
This is a messenger RNA of Hyposmocoma kahamanoa, 786 nucleotides long. Its product is annotated as dynein light chain 1, axonemal-like. NCBI's taxonomy places the organism in Eukaryota, Metazoa, Arthropoda, Insecta, Lepidoptera, Cosmopterigidae. The transcript is spliced from 5 exons. Gene Ontology annotation, cellular component: cytoplasm. Gene Ontology annotation, molecular function: protein kinase binding. The record is from RefSeq and is a predicted model, not a curated record. The coding region runs from base 1 to 639 and encodes 212 amino acids.